Messenger RNA from Thunnus maccoyii (southern bluefin tuna), 1871 nucleotides. Its product is annotated as small VCP interacting protein. Bases 368 to 613 code for a protein of 81 amino acids. Gene Ontology annotation, biological process: positive regulation of autophagy; negative regulation of retrograde protein transport, ER to cytosol; negative regulation of VCP-NPL4-UFD1 AAA ATPase complex assembly. Lineage: Eukaryota; Metazoa; Chordata; Actinopteri; Scombriformes; Scombridae. Gene Ontology annotation, cellular component: endoplasmic reticulum membrane. The transcript is spliced from 4 exons. The record is from RefSeq and is a predicted model, not a curated record.
CCAGUUGAACUCUGACCAAAGCAAACUCACAAGGAGAAAUAUUUGGCUUUGACGUCCGACCUCCAAACAGCUAUUUUUCCAAAUGCCGAGGCGACCAAACAAAAGGUGUGAGGAGAAAUAAACUAUUGGGCGGCUUGCAGCAGUGACCGAGCUAAUAGUGGUAGCUAUCGCUUGACUAUUAGCUAGGAUGCUAGCGUUACUUUAGCGAGCAGAAGCCGUUACCGUUAUGCCAAACGCCCCAACAGCAGCCGUUGGGAGUAGAAGCUGCUGCUUCUGUUGCCUUAACUGUCAGCUAGUUAGGCUAAACUGAGACGCUGAUAACUCAUUUUCUACGCUACCUUUUACUGCCUGGAAUAACAACUCAAGUAUGGGGAUGUGCUUAUCGUGCCUUGGUGGAGCAGCGGACGACGUUGUUGUCACUCCAGAUCCAGAGACAAGGAGGCGACAAUUAGCUGAGGCCGCUGAAAAGAGGCAAAAAGAGACAGCAUAUAGGGGUGUCAAAAAUCCCGAAGCAGUUGAGAGGAAAAGGAAAAAACAGGAAGAGGUCGAGAAGAAGGAGAUGACCACCUCUGCGUCUGGUGGCGGCGGCGGGUUGAAGUGGCAGGUGGGCUGAAAAUCCUGAAGGUAAAAGCUGAAGUCAUGACUCUGAAGUGCAAAACAAGAUGAAGUAUCGCUGCAAGAUGACUUGAAAGAUGUUUGAACUGCUGUCCAUUUUUUUUAAAUUGAUGUUUUUUGCCUAUUUUAUGAUGUUUUGAGACAAACACCUGCAGUUUUCAUACUUUAAUGCAAAACAAUUUAUGGUGGUAGAACAGCAGGACCUGCCCGCUUGUUGCCAAGUUAUACAAGUCAGGGAUGACACAUGGUAAUGUGCAAACAAGUACAUGUCCUACUGUAUUAGUAAUUAAUUUCACAGUUAAUACGACAGAGUCUUACAGUGACUAAAAUUUGAUAACACGCAAGAAUAUGAUGAUGAAGUCCAGUAGUGUCUCUGAUGACGGUUGUGAUACAUUUCACACAUUUCAUCAUUACACUGUUGUCGGUUUCAUAUUUGAGGAUCAAUAUUCACUGUUAAUCCGUUAACGGUCACAUAACUUUUUGUAUGACUUUUCCAGAAAUUAAGUUAUGCAAAUGAGACAUUUCACAAGUAAAACACAGUUUAUGUUUACAAAGACAUUUAAGUGUGCGUAGGAUUAGUAUAAAAAGCACCCAGUAAGCAUUAUUUCACCUUGUUUGUGGCUCUAAUUUUUUUGCAACACAGAGACUAGUGCAACAAGAUGGCGUUUUCCUUUAUAAUGCAUUUUGUGCAUCCCUGCAGCAGCUAAAGAAUACUGCUGAAUAACAGGGAAAAAAACACAAACACACUUUAACUAUUCUAACCAGUAAAAAUUUAAAUAUAUAUUAAAUAUUUUGCACUAGUCUUUGACACUGUCACUUUAAAAUAAAGCCACGAGUGUUUGUUGUUUUCUUAUUUACUGCACAAUUUAAGUUUGUUGCAUUGAGUUAUGAUGUAAAACUCUAAUGUAUUGCCUGCUUAAUUUAAUUAAGGUAUGAAAUGUGUUUAUGAAUUGCCAUAUUACAAACAUAAGCUUUUGUUUGACACAUGAAUUGCACACAGUUCGUCAAUACUCGGUGAACAGCUUGCUUCUACUCUAUGUUGGUAGAUAUUCAAGUCCACUACAAUGGAAACAGGAAGAAACUGAAGAAAAAUAAUAAGAAGUGUGUAAAUAAUUAAGUAUUUACUUUGACUUGCUUAACUGCGUGCAUUUCUUACAGCCUUCACUUGAUCCUUAAAUGCUUCCGGUGCUUUUGACGAUUUGUAGCACAGGAAAUCUAGCCAAUGAUAUUUGCUACAAUAAAUCACAUUUCUGCUA